AUGGCGCUCUCCGCCGCCCCCCUCAAGGUCUGCGUCGUGGGCUCGGGCAACUGGGGUUCUGCAGUUGCCAAAAUAAUAGGUAAUAAUGUAAAAAAAUUGCAGAAGUUUGCUUCUACAGUGAAAAUGUGGGUCUUUGAGGAGAAUAUUAAUGGGAGAAAACUGACAGAUAUCAUAAAUAAUGACCAUGAAAAUGUAAAGUAUCUCCCUGGAUGCAAGCUGCCAGAUAAUGUGGUUGCUAUCCCAAACCUUCGUGAAGCGGUGCAGGAUGCAGACUUGCUGGUUUUUGUCAUUCCUCAUCAGUUCAUCCAUAAAGUCUGCGAUGAAAUCACAGGACAAGUACACAGGAAAGCACUUGGCAUAACUCUCAUAAAGGGAAUAGAUGAAGGCCCGGAGGGACUCAAACUGAUCUCUGACAUUAUUCGAGAGAAGAUGGGAAUAGACAUCAGUGUGCUGAUGGGAGCUAACAUUGCCAGUGAGGUGGCAGCAGACAAAUUCUGUGAAACCACAAUAGGCUGCAAAAUCUUGGAAAAUGGCCUUCUCUUCAAAGAACUCCUGCAGACUCCAAACUUCCGAAUAACUGUAGUAGACGAUGCAGAUGCAGUUGAGCUGUGUGGUGCGCUGAAGAAUAUAGUAGCAGUAGGAGCUGGUUUCUGUGAUGGCCUUUGCUACGGUGACAAUACCAAAGCUGCUGUUAUUCGCCUUGGCCUAAUGGAGAUGAUCGCCUUUGCCAAAUUUUUUUGCAAAGGACAGGUUUCUACUGCCACUUUCCUGGAGAGCUGUGGCAUUGCUGAUCUCAUCACAACAUGUUACGGUGGCCGGAAUCGACGUGUAGCAGAAGCAUUCGUUAAAACUGGAAAGUCCAUUGAAGAAUUAGAGAAUGAAAUGUUGAAUGGUCAGAAACUCCAAGGACCACAGACUUCUGCAGAAGUUUAUCGUAUUCUGAAGCAGAAAGGAAUGCUCGACAAGUUUCCACUCUUCACGGCUGUGUAUCAAAUCUGCUAUGAGGGGAGACCUGUUAAAGAGAUAAUAUCCUGCCUUCAAAGUCAUCCAGAGCACAAGUAA
Messenger RNA from Cinclus cinclus, 1062 nucleotides. It is a transcript of the gene GPD1L, whose product is annotated as glycerol-3-phosphate dehydrogenase 1 like. Lineage: Eukaryota; Metazoa; Chordata; Aves; Passeriformes; Cinclidae. Gene Ontology annotation, cellular component: cytosol; glycerol-3-phosphate dehydrogenase (FAD) complex. The record is from RefSeq and is a predicted model, not a curated record. The coding region runs from base 1 to 1062 and encodes 353 amino acids. Gene Ontology annotation, biological process: glycerol-3-phosphate catabolic process; carbohydrate metabolic process. The transcript is spliced from 8 exons. Gene Ontology annotation, molecular function: NAD binding; glycerol-3-phosphate dehydrogenase [NAD(P)+] activity; protein homodimerization activity.